AUGUCCUGCCCCGACUGCUUCGCCGGCAGCAUACACGAGGGCCAGCCCAAGGGCCAAAUCACCAAGCUCCACGGCCUGGACGUAUACGUGAGCUCUCCACCACAAGAGCCGUCCAGGCCGUCCAAUGGCAUUGUGAUUAUUGUGCCCGACGCCUUUGGCUGGGAGUUUGUCAACAACCGGUUGCUGGCAGACCACUAUGCCGAGAAAGGGAAUUUCACGGUAUAUUUACCGGAAUUCAUGAACGGCCAUCCGGCCCCCCUUAUUGGUCUCACUGUUAUUCCGAAAUUAUUCCAAGGCGGGGUUUGGGGAUGGUUAACGAAGCCGUACUGGCUUAUUCGCACCCUACAGGUGAUGCUUCCAUUCCUGAUCCGCAACCGGCUCGGCAAGAGCUGGCCCAUAGUCGAAGGCCUUUUCAAAGCCGUUCGCGAAAACGAGGGCUCGAAUGUCCCCAUCGGAGCAGCGGGAUUCUGCUGGGGUGGGAAACAUACUGUUUUGCUCGCCCAUGGUGGUGGAUCAAACACUACUACCAUCAACAACAACAACAACAACAACAACAAACCAUUAAUUGACGCUGCUUUCACGGGUCAUCCAAGCAUGCUGAAAUUUCCAGAGGACAUUGACAAAAUCACAAUCCCCACUUCGUUUGCACUUGCUGGCCAAGACGUGACCGUCGACGCUUCCAAAAUCGAGCAGAUUCAAAGGGCCAUUGAGAAACAACCAGAAGAGAAAAAGGGCGAGUCUGUAAUCUAUCCGGCGACUGGACACGGCUUUUGUGUGCGAGCAGAUCACAUUACCAAAGAGAAAGAACGUGCUGCAGCGGAAGCUGAGGACCAGGCUGUUGCGUGGUUUUUGAAGUGGUUUGCUAGUGCCGUGUAUUAA
Molecule: messenger RNA, 879 nt
Organism: Talaromyces rugulosus
Lineage: Eukaryota; Fungi; Ascomycota; Eurotiomycetes; Eurotiales; Trichocomaceae
Exons: 3
Coding region: 1-879 (292 amino acids)
Molecular function (GO): hydrolase activity
Source: RefSeq, a predicted model, not a curated record